Molecule: messenger RNA, 254 nt
Organism: Dibothriocephalus latus
Lineage: Eukaryota; Metazoa; Platyhelminthes; Cestoda; Diphyllobothriidea; Diphyllobothriidae
Source: the annotation of a GenBank genome assembly
UUGCUUGCCUGACCGUCAUCACUGUCUACGUGGGGAUCAUGUCCAAGGAUCGCGAAUGGAUGCCCUAUUCGGACCGAAACACCGUCUCCUGGGGCUACGCGUUCACCGCCACGGCGGGCAUUCUGACCCUUCUAAGCAUAUUCUGCCUCAUUGUGGAUCAACUGGCGGACUACAGUGAACGCAUCUACCAGAAACUGCUGGCCGAAAAAGGUCUCAUUCCUGUCGUUGGCGGCGAACCCGUCAUUGGUGCCGGC